AUGCAGAAUGAUUUGUGUCUAGAUUCCAAUAACUUCAGUGUCCUCGAAGAAUGUCCCGAGGAUCUUUUUCCAAAUCUAGCCAAAUUCAGUAAAGCUUACCACCAUAUUCACGUCUUUUUAUCCCUAAUAAUAUGUCUAUUUGGAAUUUGUCUCAAUGCUCUCAAUGUUGUGGUCCUCUGCCAACGACAUAUGCGAAAUUCUAAUAACCUCUUAUUAUCAAGCCUUGCAAUAUCAGAUGGAAUGGUCAUGCUGUUCUAUAUCAUUUUCGAUCUUGGGUUUCGGUUGGUACCAAGACUCGAAAAUGGCAUGUCAAAGGAAUAUGCUUAUCUUCUCUUUGUUUAUAUCGUCGGUCAGAAUGUAUUUCACACUUUUUCAACGUGGAUUAUUGUGGUCCUAGCUGCCUACAGGCUUCUCUACGUUCAUGCUGGACUUCAAGCGAGAGUUGUCUAUGCACCAUUGCGAGUAUGGCUAGCAAUUGCUAUAGUGGCACUAACAUCUGUAAUUCUAACAAUUCCUCUUGUGUUUGCCCACGAAGUUACUGACUACAAGCGGCCAAACUGCACUGUGACCGGUCUCUACGAAGUGGACUAUGUUAAAAAUACCACACUGCAAAUUGUCCUCUUCUACAACUCCGCUCUUCUAGUUAAAGCCAUCCCAAUCAUACUUAUGAGCGUAUUGAGUACCAUAUUGAUUAAAAAGAUUAGAGUAACUCAAGUAAAGAGACGUAGACUCUUCCCAAAGGAAAUUGGGCGGUCUUCACUAACAGCGUCUUCUUCGGCUGAAGGAUAUACAGCUGAAGAAAGACGGCUACGAAAGCUUCAUUGGUUUUUCUUCAAGUCGUGUGGGGGAUUUGAAAAUUUUCGACAGACGGCUCAACCAACCAAAAUGUUAUUGGCUGUGACGAUUAUUUACAUAAUUUCCUAUCUGCCUCAGUCCGCUUUGCUGAUUCUGAAUCGAUCAAUGGGUCGGUGCUUCCAGAAGUACGUCUACGAACGACUUGGUGACCUGAUGGAUCUCCUGACUCUUAGCAACAAUGGAAUCACUUUCAUAAUAUACUGUGUAAUGUCCUCCCAAUUUCGUGACACAUUUGUAGCUCUGCUCACCUCUAGGAAGAGAAAAAGUUGA
Messenger RNA from Rodentolepis nana, 1125 nucleotides. NCBI's taxonomy places the organism in Eukaryota, Metazoa, Platyhelminthes, Cestoda, Cyclophyllidea, Hymenolepididae. The record is from the annotation of a GenBank genome assembly.